Messenger RNA from Trifolium pratense (red clover), 330 nucleotides. RefSeq lists its product as uncharacterized. Bases 1 to 330 code for a protein of 109 amino acids. Lineage: Eukaryota; Viridiplantae; Streptophyta; Magnoliopsida; Fabales; Fabaceae. The record is from RefSeq and is a predicted model, not a curated record. The transcript is spliced from 4 exons.
AUGACUGAAGGUACUCUUAAUUUGGAGUGUGGUAAUGGAAUACUGCCAACCCUACCAACCCAACCUCCAAAUCAGCCAGACCCUUGUUUGUUCAAUUUGUGUGGAGAUGGAACAUGUAUCAAAAAUGGCAUUGACUUUAAGUGUCAAUGCAAUGAAGGCUCAGCCAAUGUUGGUAAUGAUCCUAAGAUGUUUUGCUUGAAAAAAUGUGGCAUAGGAGGAGAUUGUAAUGGUCUAGAUUUUGGGUUCACACCAGAAGCAGCUGCAUCUCCACCACCACCUGCAACUCCAAAUUCUGGAAAUGGUAACUACUCUCUUCAUGAAAUGUCUUAA